This is a messenger RNA of Saxophila tyrrhenica, 1497 nucleotides long. It is a transcript of the gene rrb1, whose product is annotated as Ribosome assembly protein rrb1. The transcript is spliced from 2 exons. The record is from RefSeq and is a predicted model, not a curated record. Gene Ontology annotation, molecular function: protein binding. Gene Ontology annotation, cellular component: nucleolus. Bases 1 to 1497 code for a protein of 498 amino acids. NCBI's taxonomy places the organism in Eukaryota, Fungi, Ascomycota, Dothideomycetes, Mycosphaerellales, Extremaceae. Gene Ontology annotation, biological process: ribosome biogenesis.
AUGUCGAAAAGAGCGGCAGAGGACGAUGAGCAAACUACUCCCGGAGCCCUGAAGAGUGGCGAGAGGCCUGUCGAAGACACCGGUGUACCAGAAGGCCAGGAGUUCGAAGACGAAUUCGAAGAUGAAUUUGAGAGCGAGGACGAGGAUGAGAUUCUGGAGGCGGGCGUCGAUGGGAGACCGGACGAGGAGCGAGAGGCUGAGGAGCGGGCGAAUGGGUCGAUGGAAGUAGACCAACAGACCUUCAUACCUGGACGACACAAGCUGGAUGCCGGCCAAACAUUAGCACCCGAUCUGUCAACAUACGAGAUGCUCCACACCCUUGAACCAACCUGGCCAUGUCUGUCGUUUGAUAUAUUAAAAGACAGCUUAGGAGACAACCGAAAAUCCUACCCAGCAACCGUCUACGCCGUCGGAGGCACUCAAGCAGCUCAAGCCCGAGCAAAAGAGAACCAAAUAAUGGUCAUGAAGCUCUCUGGCCUCUCACGCAACGACCAAGCUGCACAACUAAACUCCGACUCCGAAGACGACGAUGACGAUGAAGAAACAGCCGACCCCAUCCUCGAAACCAAAUCCAUCCCCCUAACCUCAACCACUAACCGUAUCCGUGCCCACCAAUCCCCGCCCUCAACCUCCUCCUCACCCGCCACAUCCAUCACAGCCGCCAUGCAAGAAUCCGGCGACGUCCUCAUCCACGACAUCACCCCCUACCUCCAGGCCUUCGACACUCCAGGCUACCAACUGCCCACCAACGCCUCCAAACCCCUCUCCACCAUCCGCGCGCACAAGAAGAACGAAGGCUACGCCCUCGACUGGUCCCCCCUCGUCCCCGGCGGCAAACUCCUCACCGGCGACACAGCAGGCAACAUCUUCACCACGACGCGCACCGAAGGCGGCGGCUUCGUCACCGACACCACCCCUUACACCGGCCACACCAGCAGCGUCGAAGAACUCCAAUGGUCGCCCAACGAACGCAACGUCUUCGCCUCCGCUUCUGCAGACUCCACGGUCAAGAUCUGGGACGCGCGGGCUAGAGACCGCAAACCCGCCAUCUCGGUCAAAGUCUCCUCCACCGACGCCAACGUCCUCAGCUGGUCGAAACAAACCCCUCACCUUUUGGCCUCCGGCCACGACGACGGCAGCUGGUCCGUCUGGGACCUGCGGCAGUGGAAAAGCCAAUCUUCCGCCGACGCGAGUAAGCCAGUCGCGCACUUUGACUUCCACAAGGAGCAGAUCACGUCGCUGGAAUGGCAUCCGAGCGACGACAGCAUCGUGUCCGUCUGCGCGGGGGAUAACACGCUUACGCUCUGGGAUUUGGCGGUGGAGUUGGAUGAUGAGGAGAGCAGGUACACGGCGGAUGUCAAGGAUGUGCCGCCGCAGUUGUUGUUCGUGCAUUUUAUGGACGGGGUGAAAGAGUCGCAUUGGCAUCCGCAGAUGCCGGGGCAGGUGAUGGCGACGGGGGGGAGUGGGUUUGGGGUGUUUAAGACGAUUAGUGUAUAG